AAACAACAUAAUUCUAACAGUGCAGCAGUACAGCCCGAUUGAUAUUCUGCCGAAUGUCCGAAUAUCGCGCAGCGCCGCAGUACUGCACGAUGCCCGACAAAUUAUUACUCUUACUAUCGAUUUGGUAACUGUAUGAGCAUCACUGAUGAACAAGAACAAUUUUAUGGACAUCUAAGAGCUGCCACGCAAAUGCAGUACAUAAUCUGGAGCCGAGACAGCUGAAUGUUUUUUCAGUAUUGACCACCUUUAACACGGUUUCUACCAUUUUUCCGGCAGACGAUCGGUUGCAAUGCAGCCGCGCUGUUAUCAUCCUGCAGAAUCGAGGUUGCCGGAUGUUCCGGCUAAAUCCGCAAGAGCUAACCUGCAUUGUGACAUCCAUUACCUGAUAUCCGGGAUUUUGAAAAUCGUUGAACUGAUACUCACGUUGAAUGCGUUGGCGCUAACCGUCAGUACAAAGCGUUCAUUUGAUGGAGAGUCAAUAAUGUGGGCGAAUGUUUCCAUCGUUGUUGCACGUGUUGCCGCCGCUGCGUUUAUUAGCACCCUUUUUCUUUUCGGACUGAAAGUAUUACGUUACACCAAAGAAAUUCAAACGAUACUUUGGACUAAUAUUGAACUAGGGUACUGCAUAGUGGAGGCUCUUUCCCUGCUGGCCGCUGCAACUUUUAUGAUACCAUACAGACAUUUAAUCAUCGAUUACAUGAGACUGGAAUGCGCGCUUUUCUGCGCAGCAGCGGUAAUGGUGUACCAGGUCGAUGCCUUCCUUAUUAUUUACCGGGUGUACAGAAGUCGCCAGCUAGCACAGCCGUCCACCGUGAUCGUCACUUCUGAUAAAAAGAAGUCUUCGGCGCAGCGCUGCUGUUAUCCUGGAGCUUUGAAUCUACCGGAUGCGUACGACAAAUCCCCAGGAAUCGCCGCAGAAGAUCCAGAUUUUAGUCUUAAUUACUUGAAAAAGUUAUCCGGAUUUUCGAAAAUUAGUGAACUGGUGUUCACGUUAGGUGCAUUUGUGCUAUCGAUUGCCAUUUGGUCACUGCCUCCGUUAAUCGAAGACGUACGCGAGUUGUGGACGAAUGUUGCCACUGCCGUUUCCCAUGUUACCACCCUUGCGCUUUUCGUUAUGUACCUGUUGCGCAUUGUCGACGAAUAUCACACCAUUCCCGGGACCAAUAUCGAGCUAGCGUUCUGCAUGGUGGAAGUUCUUUGUCUACUGUCCGCUGGAGCUGCAGUAGUACCAUACAGGGACAUGGAUUUCAUGAGACUAACAUGUGCGUUUUUCUGCUGGGCAGCGAUGAUUGCAUAUUUAACAGAGGCCUUCCUAAUUAUUAUUUUCCGAAUGCACCCAAGUCACCAAUCAGCACAGGUGUAUCAUAUGUUAAAAUAGUGGUGUUCAGGUGUUGCACACUUUUAUAAUUCACCGUUGUUUAAUCAACUGCAUUGUGAGUGAUCAGUAUUUACGAGUACUAUUCACUGAAGUUCCUCCAGUCAAAACUAAAUACUGUGAUUCAAUGUGUGUAUCUAUGAUUUUUUAAUGCUUUUGCUCGAUUCCCGAUGCGCUUCAUGAAUGUAUGGAAUAAAGUUUUUAUUGACAAAUUCAUAACGGUAUCUGAAAGUCGAUCAAGAAAUCAAAGCGUGAACAAUAAACUUGUCCUU
This is a messenger RNA of Paramacrobiotus metropolitanus, 1647 nucleotides long. RefSeq lists its product as uncharacterized. The transcript is spliced from 11 exons. The coding region runs from base 290 to 1378 and encodes 362 amino acids. NCBI's taxonomy places the organism in Eukaryota, Metazoa, Tardigrada, Eutardigrada, Parachela, Macrobiotidae. The record is from RefSeq and is a predicted model, not a curated record.